UUUAAAGUUUUUUUUUUUUCUGAAUUCGUUUUACCCCUGGAAAAGGAAAAGUUAAGCCACUCUGCUCCCCUCUUGCCUCCUGGUUUGGGGUCUGGGGCUGCAGUGCAUUCCGUGUGCAGUUUGCAUGUUUUCCCGGGGAUCCUGGGGGUGCUGCUCCAAGUGCCCAGUGGCUUGACGGCCAGCUGUCUGCAGGAGGCCGCCGGAGGUAGUGAAACUUUCAGGAAUCACUUCCCUCCUUAGGGAUUUCCAGCUCCUCAGGGUCACCCCUUCAUUCUGAGGUUCUUUGUGCUUCAGUUUUUUAAGCUGUGUUCUGUAAUUAAACCCCUUCUGGGUUAAUUUUCCAAAUCUCACUCUGCAUUUAAUUUUGCACUCGCAAGGGGUUUCCUGAUCCUGAAAUGAUUAAAAUAUAACUUGCUCGGACAGCCCCGGUCUUGGGGAAGCACGGUUGGCCCAGCCAGCUGGUGGAGGAGACCCACAGAGGCCACAGAGGAUGAAAUUUUAGAUAUUUUUUUUUACUGAACAAGCCAGAUGAGCAUCCAGUCAUCCAUGACCUUUCCUUAGUUCUGAUCCAGCAGGCUUGAUUGGAAGCGCUUAAAUCAUCUGUUUUCUGAAAGGGAGUUUUGAUCGGUUUAGGAAGCUUGUUGACUCAGUGUUGACUCAAGCUUGUCCUCAGGAGCUGCAGGGUGCUGGGAGUCUCCAAACGUUUCGCAGCUCCUGAGUCCCAGGUUUGAUUCUGACCUGGAGCACCUUCUGUGCGGAGUUUGCAUGUUCUUCCUGGGGCUCUCUCUCUAUCUCCCCCCGCCCCUUCCUGGUGAGAGAUUAAUUGGAGCCCUGAAAUUGUCCCGUGUGUGAAUGCACGUGUGACAGACCUGUGUCCUGUCCGAGGUGUAACCUGACUUGCUGAGUUUGGGGGGUGUGUUUCUGUGCUGUGUGCUCAUGUGACUGACCGAGGAAGAGGAAGAGCGCUGGAGGUCUGCUGCCUGUUUGUUUUUCACUUGAGGGCCAAUGAGGAAGAAGCAGAACGUGAAACAGCGGAGAGCGGAGGAGGCGGCCACAGCGCAGGAGUACGUGGUGGAGAAGAUCAUCGACCGGCGCGUCACGGAGGGGAAGGUGGAGUACUUCCUCAAGUGGAAAGGCUUCCCCGAGCCUCGGCAGUCAGAGUCCCUCCAGACACAAGCUGACAACACCUGGGAGCCGGAAGACAACCUCGACUGCCCGGAGCUGAUCGCCGAGUUCCAGAGCCGCGUGGGAGUCUCCCUGGAGCCGCCGGAGCAGGACAGGGAGCAGCCGGACGGCGGAGAGCAGCAGAGUCAUGGUCAGGAGUCAGCUGAGCCUCCACGUGGAUUUGCCAGCGGACUCGAACCCGAGUGUAUAAUUGGGUCCACAGACUGCGAAGGGGAGCUCAUGUUCCUGCUGAAAUGGAAGGGCUCUGAAGAAGUGGGCUUGGUGCCAGCGAGGGAGGCCAGUGUCCGGUGCCCCGAGGUCGUCAUCGCGUUUUACGAGGAGAGACUGACCUGGCACUCCGGCCACGAAGGCGAACGCCAAUCGUGAAUCCCAGCGUCCUUUCCAGUGCUGACACGUAGGAGGAGAAAACAGGUUUAAAGCUGCUUUCCACUGAAUUUCUGAGCUCAUGUACUUGGUUCUGUUCUCCAAACCUUUCCAUGCUUCUGGGUGUCUGUUUCAAAGAAAGAGGAGUGAUCUCCCACACGCUUUUGGUUCAGUCUCACAGUCCAGGCAAUACGUUUGAUGUAAUGUGAAUGCAGCCGUGAUCUGUGGUUGCUGGCCCUGCUUGUUCUUCUGUAUUUUAUAACCUGCACCAGGUCUGAGCAGCUCUGGGCUUUAAAGGGCUGGUGUCCUCUAGGUUAUACAGGUACUUUCCAAUUAAAGGCUUCUACAAACCUGCAGCAGUAGGUGAUCCAUCUUGCCCAAGUCAUUUGUUACAUUUUUAUAAACUGUGUGUGCUGUUGUGUAGUGCUCUGGGCUUCGAAAGUGUUCAUGAAUGAAGUUGAUAGUUGUCGUGUUUGGAGGAGGGAUGAAAGCUAGCGUUACCAGUGCCCAUUCCUGCUCUGCACGGGUCCCUGACUGUACUGUGCCGACGAUAUGCUUGAAUUCUAAACCGUUCAACAAACACAUGUUUUCAGUUCAGUAAUUCCACUUCAGCUCUGAGGUUUGAAAAUAAAUGACCAGAUUCUGCCCAGAUUCAAAGCCUGCACCAGUUGCAAAGAGGAACUUGAGGCAGUUUUGGGAAAUGUGACCGAACAACACGAAGUGACACGAGAGUCCUGAAACAGCACCUUGCUGCUUUUGUGACGGUUUAGAAGAAGAAACGUCUGUUCUGGGUGCCAGAACAGGCCCCUGGGAAAGGGAGAGCUGCAGGCAGGGCACAGAGCACAUCACCCGCUGUUUUACUUUGUCCUGGUUUUUGUCUCGCUGGGUGUGGCACCCAAGGAGAGCCCCCCAGCAGGAGUGUCAGACAGGCCCUGGCCAGGAGGAAGUGACGUGGGGAAGAUUGUUCGCGUGGCACCACGGCCCUUUCAGUGGGCUGCGUGGCGGGAAGUGAGACUGAUUUGCUUCCCUGGUGCGAGCUGUCUGGCAGUAGCUCUUGAAGAGAAGCCAGUUUUACUGUAAUUCUCAUUUUGCAACUACAGCGCCUUUGUAAACAGCAUAAAAGUUAAAAACUGGAGGCUUGUGAUGAGUAGGGCAUCAUCUCAAAACAUCUAAUAGUGAAUGAUGUCAAAACAACAUCACAGCACAGCUUUGUCAUUUCUCUCCCAGAAAUCUGUAUUUUAUUGUCUCUGAUUUCAGGACAGAUUAAUUUUAAACCGUAGUGUAGAGUAUUGUCUGCUGACGAUGGUUUGAAAUAGUUCAUAGUUUCAUUGUCUUACUGUGUAACUGUCUUUAGUUUGCAAGUUUGCAGUUGUUUUAUUGUUUGACUUCCUUGUAAAGCUCACAUGAUAUGUGUAUAGUAUAUUUCUCACUAGAAGGAACAGGAUGAAAAUGUUGGUCAACUGGUAGAAUUUUUCCUGCCCCUGUUUUUUUUCCUCUUGGGAAAAGAUGUCAGACAAGGAGAACUUCCCCAAAAAACAGCCCUAGAGUCUAUAAAUGGAUUAAAAUGAGAAUAAAAGAGGCUUAAAGUGCCAUUUCAUGGAAAAAAGUAAACAUGGUCUGACUGUGCCAGCAUCAGGCCCCGAUAUUUUGUUCUCUUAUGAACUUUUGGAUACUGCUAACUUAUCUUAAGCAUCAGUGUGUCCUCCCUCUCUGUCAGCGCGGCUCUGUUCUCUGUUCGCUGUGCUGACCUGCGUGAGCUGAGGAGUGCAUCUGUGAUGUGGGGCUGAGGGGGCCACACUGAUCCUUUCAUCUCCCGCUUUGGGCCUCAUGUGGACCUGGCCUUCCAUCAGAUACCCUCUCCUUCCCUGUCCAGACCAGUGCACUCAAGGUGGUGCUGUCUCACUAACAACCAGGCAAGCUCAGUUCACCAGAUUGCCUUCAUUUGUUUUGUUUUUUUUAUGUUUUCCUGCUAACAUCCUCAUUCCAUAUCGAAAGAGAGAGAGAAGAGAAUAUAAAAUAUCACUGAAAAAAACUGUUACCCUUUAUGGAUAAAAAAAUAAAUUGUUAAUUUUAUUCCACUUAAAUUAAAAGCCUGUGUUGAA
This is a messenger RNA of Lepisosteus oculatus (spotted gar), 3650 nucleotides long. Its product is annotated as chromobox protein homolog 3-like. Gene Ontology annotation, biological process: chromatin organization; negative regulation of transcription by RNA polymerase II. NCBI's taxonomy places the organism in Eukaryota, Metazoa, Chordata, Actinopteri, Semionotiformes, Lepisosteidae. Gene Ontology annotation, cellular component: nucleus; pericentric heterochromatin. Gene Ontology annotation, molecular function: chromatin binding. The record is from RefSeq and is a predicted model, not a curated record.